UGCCAUUGGUGGCUCGUAGUAUACAAGUGCGUGUGGGUGUUCGUAAAUAGUAGUGGACUGAGAAUCUCGACACAAGCACUUACUCUUGACGCCCUUACACGCGAGGUGCUCCGCGGAUGGCCAGACCAAGUGACAAGAUAAGGUGCAGAUACGAGACUGCCUCCACGCAGCCGACGAGUGAAACUAAAGGUUAAGAGGCGACAGGGACUCGGGGGGCAGAGGAGAGGCAUUACUCUGGCGCUACGGACGAGAGCCACAUCAGCAGCAGUACUGUACAACGUCGAGGCACUGCCAUUGUGUGAGACACUGCACGUAGCGGCGGGGAGCAGCACACAUAGACACACGCAUACAACAUGGUGCGGAGAGGAGCUGUAUUAACGGUGGUGAUGGUGGUUGUGAUGCUAACGGCGGUGUCACAACCGACGACGGCAGCCACGGUGGCCAGGAGGUCACGAGAGCCCAGACAAGUGUCCAUGGCCAGUAUUCUCAACCUUCUGAUGCGAAAUACUGACGCCAGCGCCCCGCAGCUCGACACAGCUGAGCUAGGGCGCCAAGCGGGGUACAAGGUGGAGCGACACACGGUGGUCACUGCAGACGGCUACAUCCUCACGAUGCACCACAUCCCACCCUACGCCAACCCUGCACGAAGAGCCCCAGCCACCAGGGUAAAACGAAGCAGUUCCGAUCGACACAGUAACCUAACCUCGGCAUCCUGGGCGACGGAGGAUCUGAAGGAAAAGGCGAAGAAGGAAGAGCUAAAAAAGGAUGAGGGCAAGAAGGCUGAGGAUUUGAGGAACGAGGAGGAGGAAGAGGAGGAGCACUAUUUCCCUCCUGUCCAUGGUGAGGACUCGAAGGUUGUGUUUCUUCAGCACGGACUUAUGGGAUCAUCUGAUAACUGGAACACCAACACCUACGAUAAUUCACUAGCCUACCUGCUGUCUGACGCUGGCUACGACGUGUGGAUGGGCAACUUCCGCGGCAACAUUUACUCCCGGCGACACGUGAACUUCACCCACCAAGACCCACAGUUCUGGAGGUUCAGCUAUGAUGAAAUGGCCAAGCACGACCUGCCUGCCAUGCUGGAGCACGUGCUGGUGGAGACGGGGGUUGAGAAGGUGGUGUACGUGGGCCACUCCAUGGGCACUACUGUGUUCUUUGCCACCAUGAGCUCACUGCCUGAUUACUAUCAGGACAGGAUUGCAGCCAUGGUGGCCCUCGCACCAGUGGCCACCAUCAAAAGCAUCUCUUCUCCCAUCAAGUACCUGGCCCCGCUCGUCAAUGAGCUCCAUUAUCUGCUGCGCUUCUUUGGGAAUGACCAGGAGGUGAUGACCAACCCAAUGCUCAUCUCCCUGUGGGACCCAUACAGGGUGUGCAGGAACUACAUGCUGUGCGAGAACAUCCAGUUCAUGAUCACAGGCUUUGAUCCGGCUCGUGCUGAUGAGUCAAUGGUACCAGUCAUCCUGUCUCACAACCCUGCUGGGUCAUCCACACAGACACUCUUUCACUUUGCCCAAGGCUACACCUCAGGUCGAUUUCAAAAAUUUGAUUUUGGUUUGAGAGAGAACAUUGUAAAUUAUGGGCAAGAACAACCUCCAGAGUACGACAUAUCCAGGAUCAAGGUGCCCAUUACUCUCUUCUGGGCAGACAACGACUGGCUCACUGGGCAAGAGGAUAUCAAUAACUUGAGGCAGAAGCUGCCAAACCUUCAGGCAAUCCACAAGGUCUCCAAUCCCAUCUUCAGCCACCUGGACUUCCUCUGGGCCACUGAUGCUCGCCCUCUAGUUUAUGAUAAGAUAUUUGAAAUUUUAGAUAGAACUUUACAUAAAUACUUCUAAAAUAAAUUUUAUAGCUUAA
Messenger RNA from Portunus trituberculatus (swimming crab), 1854 nucleotides. RefSeq names its product gastric triacylglycerol lipase-like. The record is from RefSeq and is a predicted model, not a curated record. Gene Ontology annotation, biological process: lipid metabolic process. The coding region runs from base 354 to 1835 and encodes 493 amino acids. Lineage: Eukaryota; Metazoa; Arthropoda; Malacostraca; Decapoda; Portunidae. The transcript has 10 exons.